Messenger RNA from Naegleria gruberi, 795 nucleotides. RefSeq lists its product as uncharacterized. Lineage: Eukaryota; Heterolobosea; Eutetramitea; Acrasida; Naegleriidae. Gene Ontology annotation, molecular function: oxidoreductase activity, acting on the CH-OH group of donors, NAD or NADP as acceptor. The record is from RefSeq and is a predicted model, not a curated record. Bases 1 to 795 code for a protein of 264 amino acids. The transcript has a single exon.
AUGCUUUCAUUUCGUGCAAGCCAACUCAGACCACAAACUUUGUGUAUUGUUACAGGUGCUUCUAAAGGCAUUGGGAGGGAAAUUACAAAACAAUUAUCGGAAUGGGGAGUACAUUGUGCAACGAUAAGUAGAUCGGAAAUUGAGGCUAAGGAUUUAUUUCCUAAUCAAUAUCAUUUUCCAUGUGAUGUUUCCAAUGCUAAACAAGUCUCGGAGACAAUUAAACAAAUUUCGCAACAAUUUGGUAAAAGUCAUGCAAUGAAUAUGUUGGUGAAUGCUGCUGGAAUUUCCAAAGACGGACUAUUGUUGAGGUUUUCUCAAGAGGAUGUGGAGGAAAUUAUGAAUAUUAAUUUGAUGGGAACUAUUAAUGUUUGUAAGAGCUCUCUCCGAUACUUUAUGUUGAGUCAUUCGAGUGGUGAAAUGCCUUCAUCAAUUGUUAAUAUUUCUAGUGUGAUUGGUGGAACUCAUAUGACCAAUGUUGGACAAUCAGUUUAUGCAGCAUCUAAGGCAGGAGUUGUUGCCUUCUCUCAGAAUUUAUCUCGUGAGUUGCUUGGAAGAGAUGUCAGAGUUAAUGUUGUUAGUCCUGGAUUCAUUGAAACUGAAAUGACCAAACACAUUUCGGAUUCCAUUUCAAAAACAUCAAGUGAACAAAAGAAUGAAAUGGUUCAAAAGAUUGAAAAGGUGAGAAUGGGAAAGCCAAAAGAUGUUGCCAGUAUGGUUCGAUUCCUUCUUUCAGAGCAAUCAGAAUAUAUUAAUGGACAAAAUCUUGUUGUGGAUGGUGGAUUAUCGUUAUUGUAA